CACUGACUUUCUUAAUAAGUUUUUAUUGAAAGAAAGAACAACAUCGAUACGGACAGAAGUUCCCUGGAAGGAGCCCACCAAUUCAUUCCUUCUCAAGUAUUGAGUACAAACAUGUUUUAAUUUCACCCCUGUGUGUUACCCCACUCUCUCCAACAGCUUCAUUGUGCACUGUCAUAAUGUUCUUAUUGCCCUCUUUUUUCAAAAAUAAACAUGGUAUUGAAAGUGUGACGUAUUUUACUCCUCCUAAAACAGCGCACACGUCCUGUUCCUCUUUAGCUGUUAUUUCCUGUAGCCGUCUGAUAGAUGUCAGUGCGAUUCAAAAACAACAGUUUUUGUGCGUUAGCUUGUUGCUGAUCUAUCCACUGCAGUAUGGGCAGCGUGGUGGAGGCGCUGCUGUGGGCCUGGGUGUUCCUGGACUCAGGUGUGUCCUCAGGCUCACUGCCCGACAUCACUGAUGGGAAGUUCAUUGAAGAGUGUGUGAGGGAACACAACUGGGCGCGGUCCUCAGUCAGUCCAGCUGCAAGCAACAUGCUCUACAUGACAUGGGAUGAGGGCCUGGCCAUCACUGCCAGAGCAUGGGCAAGGAACUGUGUGUUUAAGCACAACAUCCACCUCGGUGAUGCCCGACGUGUGCACCCUACCUACCCCUCUGUAGGAGAAAACAUAUGGGCAGGCUACCCACCGUCAUCGUUUAACGUAACAAGUGCCAUACAAAGAUGGGUGAAUGAAAAGCUACACUAUGUCUACCAAAAGAACACCUGCACAAAAGUCUGCGGCCAUUACACACAGGUUGUGUGGGCAACUAGCUACAAGGUCGGUUGUGCUGUGCAGCGGUGCCCAAAAGGAGUCACUCACUUUAGCAAUAAAGACGGGGCUGUUUUUGUGUGCAACUACGCCAUAUCUGGUAAUAUGAGAGGAAGCUGGCCAUAUGAGUCUAAAGGAACAGCCUGCUCAGGAUGUGAAGGCACAUGUGAGGGAGGUCUCUGCCGUAGCCCUGAACGAGAUUCACAGAAAAGGUACAACUGGAGCCCAGACUGGGAUCCUGCUAUGACAAACAGUGACUCUGGCUAUGGAGUCAUUCUGAUCGUCAGACCCAUUGCCCUCAUCAUCACCUUCAUCGCUGCGUUUGUAGUCCGCUAUUUUUACCCUGAUGUCUUCUGCUACGAAUAAAGCUGCCGU
This is a messenger RNA of Acanthochromis polyacanthus (spiny chromis), 1179 nucleotides long. It is a transcript of the gene glipr1a, whose product is annotated as GLI pathogenesis-related 1a. Gene Ontology annotation, cellular component: extracellular region. The transcript has 6 exons. Bases 370 to 1170 code for a protein of 266 amino acids. The record is from RefSeq and is a predicted model, not a curated record. Lineage: Eukaryota; Metazoa; Chordata; Actinopteri; Pomacentridae.